Molecule: messenger RNA, 834 nt
Organism: Fulvia fulva
Lineage: Eukaryota; Fungi; Ascomycota; Dothideomycetes; Mycosphaerellales; Mycosphaerellaceae
Exons: 1
Coding region: 1-834 (277 amino acids)
Source: RefSeq, a predicted model, not a curated record
AUGAGAUCUCAACCACUACCUUCACCUACUCGACUAGCCAUCCUGCUCGUCUCACUAGCUACAAUCGUCUUCACCCAACAAUGCUACUACCCCGAUGGUAUCACAUCACAAGCAAACGACGUACCUUGCAACGCAUCUGCUGCAGUAUCACCAUGCUGUAACAAGCAAGACAUGUGCCUAGACAACGGCCUUUGCUUACACGGAGGAGGGAUCAGCCGUGGCAGCUGCACAGAACAGAGUUGGGGACAAGAUUGUCCUCAAUGGUGCAAGGAAGUCAACAAUGCCUCUGGAAUCGCUCUCCUCCCAUGCAGCCCUUUUGGUAACGUCUUCUCAUGCCAAUGGGGCUCUUGCGACACGUCAUUCCCCGUCAAAGGAACGUCUGCCGCCAUCCUUAGGGACGCGCAGGUCAAGCCGCUGGGAUCAACAGCGGCGAUAGCGCUCUCUGCCACGGACAUUCUGUCAGCGGCCAGUGCGACAGGUACUGCUUCGAACAGCACAUCAUCACAGUCGACCGCUACCAGGAAUCCGAACGUAAAGUAUACAUCGGGCGAUAUGGCCGCGGUUGGAGCUGGAAUUGGUGUACCAUUACUAACAGCCUUGCUUGGGGCGAUAUUCCUACUUCCCAAGAAGCCGAGAUUGCAUAAGGAAGAGUCUCAGCCACUGGCGCCGGAGAGUCACUUGGGUGUGCAGCAAACAUACCCGUCUGGGCAGUAUGAUCACAAUAAUUCGUAUACCAGCUAUGGAUCGCGCCACGUUGGAGAGCUGGAUGUUGGUCGAGAGGCUCAGGAGCUAAGCUCGCAUCAGGCCAGUGAGCUGUAUGUGUCAACAAGAUAG